AUUAUACGACAUCAUAAAGUGUUGUAAUUGCACCGAUUAUGAUUAAUUUAUUAUUGAAACUCCAAAGACGCACCAAGUGUGAAAUGUGGAAAAAAUGGCAGCUGUUCCAUGCCACGGACUUUCAAUCGCUAAUGUAUCCCUGCUUUACUUUUUGUCGCAUUCUCGGAUUAUUUCCAUAUAGGAUCAACGCUUCAACUUUUCAAACUCCGAAACGAUCUUAUAUUCUACCGAUCAUUAUUAUUUGCAUUCUCUUUAUUUGUGAACUGAUAACGUUAUAUGAGGUUGACGUUAUUAACAAGCAUGACGAAAAUGUACCUAAGACUCUCGAACGUAACUGUUUUUAUAUACUCGGCGGUUUUAGUACGGUUGUUGCGUAUGCCUUAAACGGUCGUCGGAUGCACUUGCUCCAGAUCAUAAUGGAGAUCUCUUCAAAACUGCCCCCUGAUUCAUACUUCAAGAUGUCUAUACUGAUCCACGCUAAAGAUAUUUUCGGUUUCUUUUUUCUAGUCGGUCAAGCGACAUGUUAUUAUUCCAUAACGGGUGUCUGUCAUUUGCGUAAUCUUUUAGUGCUAUAUAUACUUCUGAUAACAUUUCAAAUGGAUAUGCUGCACAUGAAUUGCGUUUGCAUAUUAAAGGCUUGUUUUAAAAAAAUCAACGAUAAUUUGAUAAAUGUGCGAGAGCUCAUAGUGAAUAAUGAAUCGCAUUUUCUGAGGCAGCAUAAUAGAAAUCCAUUCGUAUUGAUGGAGCUCAAGAUGUUGAAAAAGCAACAUCUGAUGAUCAGCGACACAGUGCAAAUGUUAAACGCAAUUUUCAGUCUACAGGUUCUCGCUAGUGUAGUUAUGACUUUUGCUGAAAUUACUUUUCGACUAUACUUCUAUAUAUUGGAAUGGAAAAGUCAAGAAAUGUCAAUGUUCAAUGUAGAUCAGAAUUUCCAUAAUGUGUUAUUGAUAAUAUUUAUAACAUAUUAUUGUAUCAAAAUAAUGUUGAUUGGGUGGGCUUGUGAUACAGCCAAAGAUCAGGCUAUGAAAAUUGGUAUCACUAUUCAUGAAAUACUUAAUGACACCAUCGAUAAGCAAAUCAAAGACGAGCUGCAGAUGUUUUCCUUGCAAGUACUGCAUCGUGAAAAUACAUUCUCCGCCAAGGGUCUUAUAGUAGACGCAACGCUUCUCGUUGCGAUAGUGGGUAACAUCACUACAUAUCUAUUAAUUUUAAUACAAUUCUUAGUAGCCCAAGAAGUUUGUAAUAAAAAGAUUACAAACAAUGUUACAGAAAUUAUAUAUAAUUAGAAGAAGAUUCAUAAUCAAGUAAAACAUACAAUAUAUUAUAUACAAAAUACUAAAUAUAUUCUUAUAUUGUUGUAUUAUAUGUAUGUGUAUGUUACACAUAUAUACAAACAAAACCUUAUGUAUAUGUAAAUAAUUACAUUAAUAUUUAAUUGCAAAAUCUUUAAGUUGCUUAUGCUAUUAUCUUGUAUCAAUAAAUAUGUUUACUAGAAAUAUCGCUUUAGAUUCAUUAAAUAAUAAACAAUAAACUAAUUCAUAUUGCAACA
Messenger RNA from Monomorium pharaonis (pharaoh ant), 1549 nucleotides. Its product is annotated as putative gustatory receptor 28a. The record is from RefSeq and is a predicted model, not a curated record. The transcript has 3 exons. Bases 39 to 1286 code for a protein of 415 amino acids. Lineage: Eukaryota; Metazoa; Arthropoda; Insecta; Hymenoptera; Formicidae. Gene Ontology annotation, cellular component: neuronal cell body; dendrite; membrane. Gene Ontology annotation, biological process: sensory perception of taste.